Messenger RNA from Symbiodinium sp. CCMP2456, 939 nucleotides. NCBI's taxonomy places the organism in Eukaryota, Dinophyceae, Suessiales, Symbiodiniaceae. The record is from the annotation of a GenBank genome assembly.
AUGGAAAAGCGCCCUGCCAGCCCUUGGGGCUUCAGACGCUGCGCAUUGUUGGUGGCUGCCGGUGCUGGUUGGACCUCCAGGGCCCUCCUGUCAGACCCUUCUGGCACUCUGGGGCAGCGACUGCGCGGACGAUGGGCCAGAAGCGACCGCUCCAGCAACCUUGAAAGAGCGCACAGAGACGGCCUCUUCCAGGUGCGAGACCGCUUUGAUGCUGGUGCUGAACUUGGGGAAGAAGAGAUGUCCUGGACUAGGGAGUACGGCGAAGGCGGCUCCUUUCCAUUUUGGAGCUUGGGCCAGCCGAAAGCAGAGAUCCGCAGACUGGCGGCUGGACUUGAGGAGGCUUCAGGGAAUGGCUUGGCGGCAGUUGUCCUCGGCUGCGGUCUUGGCUUGGAUGUUGCUUACUUGGCAAAAGCCGGCAAGACAAGCGCUCUGACCGCAGUGGCAGGGGUGGACUUUGCCUGGCCUGCCAUCCAGGAAGCCAGGAGACAGCACGGCGACUCCGGGCGGGCCGGCUGCUUCUUCCAUCACUUCGAUGUCUGCGAGCUCCCAGCCCCGACGGUGCCAUUGGACUUCAUCAUUGACAACACGGUCUUUCAAAAUGUGCACAGGAGUGGCCGAUUCGACACAUAUUUGGAGAGUUUAUGCAGAAUUUCAACUCCAGGCCACACGGUGCUUCACCUUAACCUCAUGAGCCGUGAGGGGAUGGAGUCCCGGGAAGAGUUUGGCGAGAGCAUGGAGUACCUGAACUUGCCUCUGCUUCGCCGAUCCGAGAUUUCCACUGCGUUGAAGCCAGAACUAUGGGAGAUUUGGGAGGUUCGCGAGGGUCAUUAUGAUUUGAAGCCGGAGGGGGCUGGCUUCGAGUGUGAAGCCUUUUACACGUUCGGUGGGAAGUCGACUCCAGGGAUUCCGAGCUGGUGUGUUGUUGCCGCGAGAAUCUGA